AACUCCAACCUAUGAUCUUUCCGGAAAAAAAAAAAAUAAGAAAAAACUCCAACCGAUGAAUGUUCACACAGAAACCAUUAACACAGCUCCAAUGCUUAAUCAACGUUUUUUUAAAAAAAAACACGUAUCUUCCACAGAGUCAAUCCUGUUCGAGCCGAGAGACCUCUAUAGGCGGCAAAGCUCUUUGUACCUAGUAUUUGACACAGUUGCAUUAUUAACAUUGACUUGAAUUCUAAACCUCUGCUACCCUGUAUAUAUAGACUCAUUUUUACAACAGAGUUAUAACAUCUCAAAUUUGCACCAUACUCAUUGCCAUUUUCAUUCCCUUGUGAUUCUCUAAGACUCCAACUGAAUGUUCAGUUCAUCCUUUUCCUCUGCAACCUUGUCCACAUGCCUUCAUGUGGUUCUUCUCUUUUCAGCCACCUUACUAUAUUUACAACCUGAGAACACUGCUAGUGCCUUAGGAAAUGACACAGACCAAUUCUCACUGCUAAAAUUCAAACAAUCAGUAGCUGACGACCCAUUUGAUGUUUUGUCUACAUGGAACACUUCAACUUACUUUUGCAACUGGCAUGGAGUCACAUGCAGCCUCAGGCAUCAAAGGGUAAUUGCCCUGAAUCUUCAAGGUUAUGGCUUAAGUGGGUUAAUACCACCUGAGAUUGGUAACCUCACCUUCCUGAGACAUGUCAACCUUCAAAACAACAGCUUCCAUGGUGAAAUCCCACACGAAAUAGGCCGUUUGUUCCGGCUUCAGGAGCUCUAUCUCACCAACAACAUAUUAAUGGGUCAAAUUCCCACAAACUUGUCUCACUGUUCUAAACUCAAAAGCUUGAGUUUAACCAGAAACAAACUUGUUGGCAAAAUACCAAUGGAGCUUGGCUUUCUAACCAAGCUAGAACAACUAUCCAUUGGUGUGAACAGUUUAACAGGUCCAAUCCCUGCAUCUAUAGGAAACCUUUCAUCUCUUAUUACUCUCAUUUUGGGAGUCAAUAACUUGGAGGGAAAUUUGCCAGAAGAGAUAGGCCAUCUGAAAAACUUGACACAUCUCUCUAUUGGAUCCAAUAAACUAUCUGGUAUGCUUCCUUCUGCACUAUUUAACAUGUCAUCUCUCACUUUCUUCUCAGCUGGAGCCAACCAAUUUACUGGCUCUCUACCUUCCAACAUGUUCCUCACACUCCCUAAUCUCCAACAAUUUGGGGUUGGUAUGAACAUGAUCUCAGGUCUAAUCCCAUCUUCCAUUUCCAAUGCAACAAGUUUGCUGUUAUUUAACAUCCCCCGGAAUAAUUUUGUUGGACAAGUUCCAAUUGGAAUAGGAAACCUCAAAAAUAUCCUGUCAAUUGCCAUGGGACGAAAUCAUCUAGGGAGUAAUUCAUCAACUGACUUGGAUUUCUUGACAUCUUUGACAAACUGCACCAACUUACAAGUGUUGGAUUUGAAUCUAAACAACUUUGGUGGCUCUUUGCCCAGCUCUGUAGCCAAUUUUUCAAGUCAGCUAAAUCAGUUAUAUAUUGGAGGCAAUCAAAUUACUGGGAAUAUUCCCUCAGGAUUAGGAAAUCUCAACAACUUGAUUGGGUUGGACUUGGAGUAUAAUCUUCUCACAGGAACCAUUCCAUCUUCUUUUGGGAAGUUCCAAAAGAUGCAAUCAUUGACUCUAAAUUUAAACAAACUUUCAGGGGAAAUCCCUUCAUCCAUUGGAAAUCUUAGUCAGUUAUUUCAACUUGACCUAUCAAGUAAUUUUCUGGAAGGAAGCAUUCCUCCCAGUUUAGGGAAUUGCCAUGAGUUGCAAUAUCUCGCCCUUUCACACAACAACCUUACUGGAACUAUUCCUCCAAAGGUUAUUGGUCUUCCUUCCUUGUCAUUGUUACUGAACUUAUCUCAUAACUCAUUGGAUGGAAGCCUUCCCUUUGAAGUUGGGAAUCUGAAAAGCAUUAACAAGUUGGAUGCUUCUAAAAAUUCUCUGUCUGGUCCAAUUCCUUCAACAAUUGGACAGUGCAUGAGCUUGGAAUACCUUAACUUACAAGGAAACUCCUUCCAAGGAGCCAUGCCUUCCUCUUUGGCUUCAUUAAAAGGCCUCCAGUAUCUUGAUUUGUCAAAAAACAACUUGUCUGGAACAAUUCCAGAAGGCUUGGAGAAUAUUCCUGAGCUACAAUAUUUGAAUAUUUCUUUUAAUAGGCUAGAUGGUGAAGUACCAACAGAAGGUGUAUUUAGAAAUUCAAGUGCUUUAUCAGUGAAAGGCAACAGUGACCUUUGUGGGGGUAUCAAAGAGCUACAUCUACCACCAUGCAAAGUAAUAGGUAGUAGGACACACAAAAAACAUCAAGCUUGGAAGGUAAUAGUGAUAAUAAUUCUUGUUCUCUUUCUUCUUCUGUUAUCACUCUCUGUUGUGAUCUUUUGGAAGAAAAAAGCAAACUUGAGAAGUUCUAAUUCUCCAACAACAAUGGACCAUCUUGCUAAGGUCUCGUACCAGACACUCCACCAAGCAACAAAUGGAUUCUCUCCUAACAACUUGAUAGGAUCUGGUGCUUUUGGCUUUGUGUAUAAAGGAACCUUGGAAUCCGAAGAAAGAUAUGUUGCUAUAAAGGUUCUGAACCUUCAAAAGAAAGGAGCUCACAAGAGUUUCAUUGCUGAAUGUAAUGCGCUCAGAAGUAUCCGUCACAGGAAUCUGGUUAAGAUCAUAACAUGCUGCUCUAGCAUGGAUUACAACGGAAAUGAAUUCAAAGCUCUAGUUUUUGAGUUCAUGGAAAAUGGAAGCUUAGAGAUAUGGCUGCAUCCGGAAUCGGAAAUUGGACAACAGCCAAGUUUUAACCUUCUUCAGAGACUAAAUAUUCUCAUAGAUGUUGGUUCUGCAUUGCACUAUCUUCACUAUGGACCUGAGCAGCCAAUUGUUCACUGUGAUUUAAAGCCAAGCAAUAUCCUUCUUGAUAAUGACCUGGUUGCCCAUGUGAGUGAUUUUGGACUAGCAAGACUUCUUUAUGCCAUCAAUGGUGUCUCUGAUAUGCAAACUAGCACAACUGGAAUUAAAGGAACUGUUGGGUAUGCUCCUCCAGAGUAUGGAAUGGGAGGGCAUGUUUCAAUACUGGGUGACAUGUAUAGUUUUGGAAUCCUUGUACUGGAAAUACUAACAGGAAGGAAACCCACAGAUGAAAUGUUUACAAAUGGAAUGAAUCUUCAUACUUUUGUGAAGGUUUCUUUGCCAGAAAAACUAUUGCAGAUAGUGGACUCAGCCCUUCUUCCAAUUGAAUUAAAACAAGCAUCAGCAGAAGAAGAAAAAUAUAGUGAUCAGAACCUGAGCCAUAUGGAUCAUGAUGAUCUGAAAAAGUGCUUACUUGAUCUCUUUUGCAUUGGUCUUGCUUGUUCAGCAGAAUCACCAAAGGGAAGAAUGAAUAUGAAGGAUGUCACCAAGGAACUUAAUCUAAUCAGGAAUGCCCUCUCUUUGGAUACUUCUGAUUAGGGUGUGACCGUGUGAUAUAUAUCAUAUAUGUAUUAAAUGUAUAUGUAUAUUAAGUGUGCUGUGUGGAUUAUGAAAUUUAUCUUGGUUAGUUCUAUCUCCAUACAAAUAUUGUUCACAUAUGACAUCUCAGCUAAAGUUCAAAAUACAUCAGAUGUCAAUUUGUCAAGUUUUAGAUUACCUAAUAUCCACCUUUUUGUUCUGCAAUUCGUGAACAAAAUCUAAA
Lotus japonicus is the source of this 3674-nucleotide messenger RNA. RefSeq names its product putative receptor-like protein kinase At3g47110. Lineage: Eukaryota; Viridiplantae; Streptophyta; Magnoliopsida; Fabales; Fabaceae. Gene Ontology annotation, molecular function: protein binding; ATP binding; protein kinase activity. The record is from RefSeq and is a predicted model, not a curated record. The coding region runs from base 353 to 3451 and encodes 1032 amino acids. Gene Ontology annotation, biological process: protein phosphorylation. The transcript is spliced from 2 exons.